Humulus lupulus (European hop) is the source of this 549-nucleotide messenger RNA. RefSeq lists its product as uncharacterized. Bases 1 to 549 code for a protein of 182 amino acids. The record is from RefSeq and is a predicted model, not a curated record. The transcript has 2 exons. Lineage: Eukaryota; Viridiplantae; Streptophyta; Magnoliopsida; Rosales; Cannabaceae.
AUGACGUUGUCAACUUGGUGUUUACAGUUAGCACCUAUAGUGAUAGAGAGCAGGGAGUGCCCGACAGAUCUUAUAGAAUUAGACAUACUAGACUAUGAUGCCAUACUUGGCAUGGGUUGGUUAUCCAAACAUGGAGCGACGAUUGACUGUCAAAAAAAGAUGGUGGAGUUCAUACCAAAAGAAGGAGAACUCUUUUCUUUUAAAGGAGAGGUUGAGGGUUUUUGUAGACCCAUAAUAUCGGCACUAGAAGCACAGAAUAUGAUACAACAUGGUUGUUCGGCAUUUUUGGCUAGUGUGGUGGAUAAAUCCAAGGAGACAGAGUUGAAACCAGAGAAUGUUCAUAUUGUUUGUGAGUUUCCAGAAGUGUUUCCUGAGGAAUUACCAGGUUUACCCCCAGACAGAGAAAUCGAAUUCGAUGGGAAGGUGGUAGCUUAUGGUUCUAAGCAACUCAAGGAAUAUGAGCAACGAUAUCCCACUCAUGAUCUUGAGUUGGUAGCAAUGGUGUUCACACUAAAGAUAUGGAGACAUCACCUUUAUGGGGAUAAGUGA